This is a messenger RNA of Thecamonas trahens ATCC 50062, 1239 nucleotides long. Its product is annotated as farnesyl-diphosphate farnesyltransferase. Gene Ontology annotation, cellular component: endoplasmic reticulum membrane. NCBI's taxonomy places the organism in Eukaryota, Apusomonadida, Apusomonadidae. Gene Ontology annotation, biological process: farnesyl diphosphate metabolic process; lipid biosynthetic process. The transcript is spliced from 2 exons. Gene Ontology annotation, molecular function: squalene synthase [NAD(P)H] activity. The record is from RefSeq and is a predicted model, not a curated record. The coding region runs from base 1 to 1239 and encodes 412 amino acids.
AUGGAGCACUUUAAGCAGUCAUGGAACCGGCCGUCUGAGAUCUGGGCACUUCUCAAGUUCAAGUUUACCACCAAGCACGGAGCUGACCUCCCGCCGCUCUCCGACUCGCUCUCGGACCUCGAGUGGUUGCAUGUCAAGCUUGUCCAGACCUCCCGUUCCUUUGCGGGCGUCAUCAGGGAGAUGCACUCGGAGCUCCAGCUUCCUAUCGCUGUCUUCUACUUGGUCCUCCGUGCUCUUGAUUCUGUGGAGGAUGAUAUGGCUGUGCCUGCUGAUCGCAAGGUGCCGCUCCUUCAUGCCUUUUAUCAUCUCUUUGAGCAUGGCGGCUCGGCGGAUCUGCUGGACCUGUCGAACAUCGGUGAGAAGCCGGAAGAGGUCGAGCUGCUCGACAACAUCCAUCGGCUCAUCGCUGUCCACGCCUCGCUCAAGCCCGAGUAUCAAGAGGUCAUUGUGGAGAUCUGCAAGGAGAUGGGUGCGGGCAUGGCAAAGUACCUGGACAAAGAGGUGGAGACCGAGGAGGAGUACAACGAGUACUGCUACUACGUGGCUGGCCUGGUCGGUGUUGGUCUCUCGGGCCUCUUUGCUGCCUCGGGACUCGAGGAUCCGCGCUACGCCGACAUGAAGGCCCUCUCCAACGCCUGCGGACAGGCGUUGCAGAAGACCAACAUCACCCGCGACAUGCAGGAGGAUCUUGGGGAGGGUCGGGUCUUCUGGCCCAAGGACAUUGUGCACCAGUACGUGACACGGAUGGAGGACAUGGUCAACCCCAAGCACCGCACCAUGGCGCUGCGCUGCCUCAACCACAUGGUCCUGCUCUGCGUUCAGCACGCCCCGGACACCCUCUCGUACAUGGCUGGCCUGGUCACUCCCGAGGUCCUCCGUUUUGUGGCCAUUCCGCAGGUCAUGGCUCUCGGCACCGUCGCCAUCCUGUACAACAACCCAGAGGUGCUGGAGAAGAACGUCAAGAUGCGCAAGGGGCUGACCGCUCGCAUCUUUAUGUCCAUCAACUCGUUUGCCGACGUCUGCCGCUGGUACCUUGUCUUUACCCGCCAGCUCCGCGACGCUGUCGGCUCGCCCUCCAACGAGGUCGAGACCCGCAUGGUCGCUGUCCUCGACAAGGUCGAGGCUAUCUGCGCCGAGCAUGUCGACGACGGCUUCUCCGCCAUGGACUGGGCCGUCGCCGGCGCCUGGGCCGCCUCCUCGGUCUAUCUCCUGCAGAAGACGCUGCACUCGCACCUGUGA